Funneliformis geosporum is the source of this 1440-nucleotide messenger RNA. NCBI's taxonomy places the organism in Eukaryota, Fungi, Glomeromycota, Glomeromycetes, Glomerales, Glomeraceae. The record is from the annotation of a GenBank genome assembly.
AUGACAAGUCUCCGUAAACCCGCAAAAAUUACUAAAACAAUAAUUUUUUAUAACGGGCUAUUUCAUUAUGUCGAGGAUAAUGCUAAUGGAGAAGCUGAUGAUAUGCAGUUUGUAUUAUUUAAAGUUUAUAAUCUGACCAGGUCUUUUGAAGAGUUGCGUAAGGAAAUUAUUGCGUCUGUUGGGGGUGGUGAAUCUACAACUGUAACUUAUAUAGACGAUUUUAAAGAUGAAUCGGAUGAAGCUUAUGUUUCAUUGAACGAAAAUGUCAAGAUUAAAAUUUGUUUUAAAUCACAAAAACACCGAGAUGUAAUUGAACAUCUACGUUCUUCACAAUCAAUAAAGGAUUUAACACAAUAUGGAUUCGCAGAUUGGGUACCACUUGAUAUUAAAUCAUAUAUUAAUAUCGAACGCAAUUCACAAUGUGAAAGACGUGGAAAUAUUCUUACUACGACAAAAUUAAGAUCUUUUGAAGAUGAUAUUGAUCCGAGGUUAUUAGAAAUGAUUAUUGAUGAAAUCUGUGAAAAUAAAAUUGAUUUAGCCUUGGAAAAAUUAUUUCCCGGUCCAAGCAUAAAAAUUUAUCACGAAAUUAAUGAUCAUAUUAUGAUAGCUGUUUUGUUUGAAAUUCAAUAUCAUUUUGAUGAGGAAAUUGGAAGAUUAUUUGUUGAGGUUUUAAAUUCUUUAAUUGAAGAUCGUAAAAUUGAGUCUAGAUCUAACGAAGCCUCAUCGGUGUUUUCUACUUUCGUUUAUCAUUUAUUUACUGUUAUAAGAAAUUUGAUAUAUCUUAAUGAAUUAUAUGGAGAAAUUAAAUUUCCUAGUUGGACUCCAUUUAUUAAUCAUCCAAAACUCAAGGAAAUUAGAGAUAAAACGCUUAUUAGAUAUACUUCUGAAGAAGAAGAUCUUAGAACUAUGGAAAAAGUCAUAAAUGUUGAAGAGUCUUUAAGGAAACUUAACACGAUAGUUAAACAUUUACAAGAUGAGGUUGAAAUUGCACAAUACAGAAUACAUUAUAAUAUCAGAAAAUGGAAGAAUCCUAAGCGAACCUCAAGUGGCUUGUUUUAUGGUUCCAUAGCCGCGAUGCUAACAAUUCCAACCAUGUACCUCUCCAAUAAAAGUGCGGCUCGUGCAGUUUCCUCUAAUCGUCUCAAGAUUUCAUUCGGAUGUUUAUUAACUAUUGUAUUAGGUAUAUGGUCAAAAAAUUCACAUAAUAAUUUUCAUAAAGCAAUCAAUGUUUCAAAACAACUUGAUCCUUUAUUAGCUUCAACGAAACAUAAUAUUGAUCUAUUGGAUAGAUGGUUAGAUGGAAUUGCUGCAGAUGAUAAUUCUAAAAUUAAAGUAAAUGAUUAUGAGUUUAAAGGAAGAAAAGUAAUUCUAAAACAACUAUUUCAUCAAUUCGUUGUUGCUAAUGCUAUUAUUAAAACCAGUUUUAGUAUAGCAUCGUAA